CCUCUGCUUGCCAAGCUGUAAACAAAGGAAGCUUGUAACACGAACCUGGGAAACGAAGACCCGCAUUAUGAACAUGAAGGCAUUCGGACUAGUGACAAGCCUUCUGCUGGCGGUUCUGAUCUUGUCACCUGCAAGCGAUGCCCGGCUGCUAAGAGGCCCGCAUUAUGAACAUGAAGGCAUUCGGACUACUGACAAGCGUUCUGCUGGCGGUUCUGAUCUUGUCACCUACAAGCGAUGCCCGGCGGCUGAGUGAAAGACCAGGUUCUUGCCCCGACACCAGGGGCAUCUUCGGGGCGUGUGUAGUCACGGACAGGAACUGCUUCAGUGACAGCGAGUGUCCUCGCCACCAGAAGUGUUGUUCCUAUGGCUGCGGCAGGGAAUGUCUCAAUAUAGUUACUUGAGUUCCAGAUUAAAGAUACUUCAAUUAAUGAAGUUAAUAGGAUGAAGUUUCAUAGAUAUUUUAAGUUUGAAUAUUGGCAAUAAAUGUCGAACUUUCAACUCUUGUGUCAAAACCAGUUGCAAUACUUUUAUCAAAUAAACUGUAAGACUUUG
Messenger RNA from Hyalella azteca, 552 nucleotides. RefSeq names its product nawaprin. NCBI's taxonomy places the organism in Eukaryota, Metazoa, Arthropoda, Malacostraca, Amphipoda, Hyalellidae. Gene Ontology annotation, molecular function: peptidase inhibitor activity. Bases 165 to 401 code for a protein of 78 amino acids. The record is from RefSeq and is a predicted model, not a curated record. Gene Ontology annotation, cellular component: extracellular region. The transcript has 4 exons.